Molecule: messenger RNA, 6827 nt
Organism: Hyla sarda
Lineage: Eukaryota; Metazoa; Chordata; Amphibia; Anura; Hylidae
Product: small conductance calcium-activated potassium channel protein 2-like
Exons: 9
Coding region: 484-2217 (577 amino acids)
Biological process (GO): potassium ion transmembrane transport
Cellular component (GO): neuron projection; neuronal cell body; plasma membrane
Molecular function (GO): calmodulin binding; small conductance calcium-activated potassium channel activity
Source: RefSeq, a predicted model, not a curated record
AAGAUGUCAGCUAGCAGCAGCCUGCUGUAUUACCUGCAGUAUCUAAUCUGCAGGACUAGGGGGUGUCUACCAAAACCUCACAUGAUACCCAAGUAGCAGACCGUAGCCAGCCAAAGCUUAGCCCUCUCCCCACCCAUGCCAACAGCCAGGCACGGCAUGUCUGCAGCCAGGUCACCCUUUGCAGCCACAACUGCAGGAUCUGGAGGCAUCCUCCGUCUGGCCCGCUGGAAGGCUGACUGAGCUCUGUUACCCGCUUGAGUUGCGGGGGGAGGGGGGGCUGGAGAGAAGAGACAUUGCAGCAUUGACCAAUCUACAAGACCAGGGUGGGCUCCUCGGCUGCGGCAGUGCGGCGAAUGCCACGGAAACAACUUCUGCGCUCAUUCCAAGCAAAAUGAGGCACCAGAAGAAGUGAUCGCAAGACCAUUCCCAUCCCAUGUCCUGGAGAAGAGCGUCUGGGUACUGCUAUGCCAGAGAAUUAACCCUAUGUGGCUUGGUUUCCAGUUCGCAGCAUGGGGGAACGCUGACCUACAGCCCAUCAGUCAUGAUGGUCCAGGAGCAUCCUUCAGACAGUCCAACCGUUUUUCGGACAUAGCCAUGAACAGCUGCAGAUACAACGGGGGGAUCCCAAGACCCCUCAGCAGCCUGAGCUCCUCUAGGAGGAACCUCCACGAGACAGAUCCAGAAACCCAGCCCUUGCAGACACUACACAGCCCAGGAAUAGAAGUCGUAGUAAGCAAAAACGACCCCAUCAAAGCAUCUCACCGCAGCCUACGGGGAGGGGACGACAGUAGCCUUGGAGGUCAUAAGGGCCAAAAGAAGAACCAAAACGUGGGCUACAGGCUGGGUCACCGUAGAGCACUAUUUGAGAAGAGGAAAAGGCUCAGUGACUACGCUCUUAUAUUUGGGAUGUUUGGUAUAGUGGUCAUGGUCACUGAAACAGAGCUGUCCUGGGGGGUCUACACAAAGGAAUCCUCAUACUCAUUUGCACUGAAAUGCCUUAUUAGCCUCUCAACUGCUAUCCUACUUGGACUCAUCAUCAUGUACCACGCACGAGAGAUCCAGCUUUUCAUGGUGGACAAUGGAGCAGAUGAUUGGAGAAUAGCCAUGACCUAUGAAAGGAUAUUUUUCAUCACCUUAGAGUUGACUGUGUGUGCCAUUCAUCCCAUCCCUGGACAGUACUCCUUUACAUGGACAGCCCGUCUGGCCUUCUACUAUACAACUUCAGUAGCCAAUGCUGACAUAGACAUCAUCUUAUCUAUUCCCAUGUUCUUGAGGCUAUAUUUAAUUGGACGAGUAAUGCUCCUUCAUAGCAAGCUUUUCACUGAUGCCUCUUCAAGGAGCAUUGGUGCACUCAAUAAGAUCAAUUUCAAUACUCGCUUUGUAAUGAAGACUCUUAUGACCAUCUGUCCAGGCACAGUUCUUCUGGUUUUUAGUAUCUCAUCCUGGAUCAUUGCAGCAUGGACAGUUCGAGUAUGUGAGAGGUACCAUGACAAACAGGAGGUCACCAGUAACUUCCUGGGUGCCAUGUGGCUCAUUUCAAUAACGUUCCUAUCAAUUGGCUAUGGAGACAUGGUACCCAACACUUACUGUGGAAAGGGAGUGUGUCUGCUGACAGGCAUUAUGGGUGCAGGCUGCACAGCUCUGGUUGUUGCUGUUGUUGCAAGAAAGUUGGAGCUCACCAAAGCUGAGAAACACGUACACAACUUUAUGAUGGACACACAGCUUUCAAAGCGGGUGAAAAAUGCAGCUGCCAACGUGCUCAGGGAAACGUGGCUCAUUUAUAAACACACAAAACUUGUGAGAAAAAUCGACCAUGCUAAAGUACGCAAACAUCAACGCAAGUUCCUGCAAGCAAUUCACCUGUUACGCAGUGUGAAAAUGGAGCAGAGGAAGCUCAAUGACCAAGCCAACACUCUGGUGGAUUUAGCAAAGACCCAGAAUGUUAUGUACGACCUAAUGUCUGACCUACAAGAACGGAAUGAUGACCUUGAGAAGAGAAUAAUAACCCUGGAGACUAAAAUUGACUCCUUAAAUGGCUCGCUCCAUGCUCUUCCAGGGCUGAUUGCUCAGGCUCUGCUCCGAGAGCAGGGAGAACUCUUCCUCAUGCGUUCCCACAGACCAUUUCCCCCUUCUAACAGCUCGGACAAUUCAUGGACCCCCCCACGAAGACGAACCUCACCUUCCACUGCCCCGCACACCUCUUCAGACAGCGGCUGAGGAAGGAAAAGGGGGAUGGAGUUUCGGUGGGAGUAGUGGAGUGAAGACUAAACAAACUCACCUUUUAUCCAUAGCCACUAUGUGGUUUGAUUAUGUCAGCUUUUUUUCUUAAAAGCCUUGGAUAUUUGUUAACCCCUGAGGGUUUUUUGAAAAUGCUGGAGUGAAAGUUCUAUCAAAAACUAAAAACUAUAUAUAAAAAUGUUUGUGUAAACACGCACACGAGAGUACGCGCAGUGGCGCGAUUAUCCCUCUCUCUGUCACAGGCUGACCCUGUACAGUGAUGGGGUAUAGUCCAGUCUAGAUAAGUUUCUAAAUCAGUCUGUUAAACCCUUCCCAAAUUCUAUUUAUUUUCUUUAAAAGAGCUUUUAAGGCUGACUGUCAUGGGUUCAGAUCCCCAUCUCUGCUCCAUGCCUAGCAGCUUCCUGUUUUUAAAAAGCAAUGAGCAGUCAGCCAUAUUUUUUUAACAACCCCGCCAAAGGAGAAACAUUAUGUACAUAUAUAUAAAAAUAAAGGUAGAUAAAAUAAAUAUAUAUUUUAAAGAGCCACAUAUGAAUGGGGUGGGACUGCAUGUAACCUGGUAAUUGUCAGAGGGAUUUCAAACAUUCAUCUGACACAAAGAGGUUUGUAAGUGGUUGGUCUUCAAUACGUGUGUGUGUUUACAUAUAUAAAUAUGUAUAUAUAAAUAUAUCCAUAUAUAUUUAUAUAUAUAGAGGUAUAGAAAAGAAAAACACUGUAUUUUUUUAAUUAUUCGUUGCUGUAGUGGCAUAUUAUGCAAUAUUCCAGUGUUACUGCCCCAGUGGGUGGCAAGCAGUUUUGUAGAAGAGCUUAGGUGGAUGGUGUAUGAGAUUGGUAUCUGGUUCUUUAAAAAACAUGCAACAUUAAUAUAACAAGCAACAUUAUAUAUAUAUAUAUAUAUAUAUAUAUAUAUAUAUAUAUAUAUAUAUAUGUAUUAAGCCCAGUAAAAAGUUCCAAUAUAAAAAUCUGCAGCAACAAUUCGUAUUGUUUUACAGUUCAGUGACUUCUGGUUCUCUGCUUGUAGCUGCUUCUGAGGCAGUGCAUUGGAGCAGGACCUGCCCACUCAGCUAAUCACUGGCGGCAGCAUUGUCUUGUCUGGGCCAGUGAUUGGUUGAGUAGGCAGGUCCUGCUUCAGUGUGUUGUCUUGGAGACAGCUAGAAGAGUUAAGCACCAGGGGACUGGAAGUCACUGAAUCAGAAGCUGCGGGCGACUGAGAUAGGAAAGGAUUGUUUACCUUUUAUUUUUAGUAGCCCCCCAACAACAUAUGAAACAUUUUUUAAUCCUGGAAAAAAACCUUUAACCCACAUUCUGCAUGGGGAAUGUAGCAAUCUCAUUAUGGGCAUUUGUACAGCCCAUCUGCUCAUUCAAUUCAGAAACUACAGGUCGCUAUAUGGAAUUUGAGUUCUACAUGGCUCCCUUGUACUAAUUCCCAAGUGGCUUCUAGAUGAAGAGAGCAAGUCUCUGCUCAUGGAAAUAUAUUAGAAAAUUAAGAAUUCCCUUAAAUUUACACUUUAUGAAACAUACUGAACAUGGUAAUAUUAGUUUUAAUGUAAGACAAUAUGGUUUGUAGUAUUUGGAACCAGAUCUAAUCUUGGCCAGACACUAAGCCCAUGUACAUCCUACUAUUACACCCAUAGGGCAGUGUAGGGCUUUAUGAUGUCCCCUUCGGAGGUUUUUAGUCUUCCUUAGGACACUGUUGAUUUUUGCAAUGGUUUUGUUCCAUCUUAGGCCAUUUCAAUAUAGGUGAUGACUACAUUCAAAAGUAAAAAUGUAGUUUUGGAUUGAGUUCACCAAUAAUAAUAAUAAAACAAAACAUCUACUAAUCCUUAGUCAACAUUAUCUAAACUUUUCUAAACUUCCUUUAUCUAGAAUCCAACCAGUAGAGCACUGUGAUCUCCUAAGUAAAUUAACACAAGUUAUGAUGAAUCUAAUUCCAUAGACCUCACUUUUUAUUGCAUUUUUUUCUCAUCAUUGUGAACUUGAUUAAAAGCAACAUCUUUAGUUUUGGGUCAUCCUUCUCGUUAAAAUAUGUAAUGUGCUGAUAGAUUUUUGGAAUAGAAAAGAAAAAAAAGUAUUAAAUUUGAGGCUAUAUUUACAACCUGUAAAAAAAAGGCUGUAAAAAAUGGGAUAUAAUUAACUACAUUACAUAAUUAAAUAUUGUGUUAUGUAAAGUCUAAGGAAAAGUGGUCAUCAGUGCACAUAUGGCUUUAAAAAUGGGCAUAAUUCCAAAGUUGUAAUUCUGGUUUAAAAAAAAACCAAUGUGGGCACUAAUGGUCGCUUUUACAUACCCUUUAACACAGAAUUAGGUUAAAGCUGCUUUUUAUCUCUAUUUUACAGGCAUUUUUUUUUUUACAUUGUAUGAAAACCAGCUACGUUCUCACACAGUUUUUGGGCAUAAUUUUGAAACCUAAAAUAUAAAAAGAAAAAAAAAAGUAUGUUUUAUGCCUCUAAAUAUGGCUGUUUUUUUUUCAAGUUGAACUGCAUUGAAUUCAAUGGGAAAACACCUGUCAGUUCACAUAUAGUUUAACUUAAAGGGAAUGUGUCGCCUGUUUUUUUUAAUAGAAAGAUAUUGAAACAGAUAUUGUUCUUUUUUCUAAUCUGUUCCUUUUUCUGAUUGUAAUUUUGUUUAUUAAAUUUUGUACAUUUUUAUAGAGGCAGCCAUCUUGCCUGAGCUGUUUUUAACAGCAUUUAGUGAUAUGCUUUAUAACAGGACCCAUGGACAUAGGAAACAAUAGACAGGACCUGUCCCAUUCACAUGAAUUGGAGACAUUUUCAGAAGUCAUUCUACAGGGAGGCCAGAGGCUGAUUGAUGGUGGAUCCAGUGUUAACUCUUUACUGGUGUCAUCUUUCACUCUGCUCUUGAGAAGAAGGGCAUUACUGGGAAAUAUUUUGUACAGUACAGGAAGUGUCUGCUUAAAUUUAGACUAAGUGGGCAGAAAUGAAACUGCAAAAUUUCCAGAUUAUUAAAAAAUAUAGAUCGCAAAAUGGAAAAUUAUAUAAAAAAAAAACAAAAAAAACAUUGUUUAAAAAUAUGUUAAAAAUGAAAACUUGCCUUAAACAAUAGGUGAUUUUCUAAUGACACAUUCCCUUUAAUGGCUAUAAUUAAAAUGUCUAUAAAAUUAAGUGCAAGGAAGCCCUUUUGGGCCAUGCUGUUUUUUGAGCAUUUUUUGUCUGUAAACGAAAAAAAGAUUUAAAAAAUGGUUAAAAAACCUUCUAAGAAAUAAGGCCUAAAGCAAAACAUGGUUGAAACUUUGCCUGUGAAAUUAGCCAUUUUCUUAAAGUAUACCUGUCAAUUAAAAGAAUUUUAUGAGAAUAAUGAGAAUGAGCAGGCAGAGAAGAGCCAGGCCCCAUGAAACCAGGAUAGACUUACAUUAUGGGGCGACAUAUCACAACAUUUUAAACAUUUUUUUUUUAUUACAGUGCCCACUUAAGGCUCAAAAUGAGUCUCAAAAUACAGUGUGUGCACAUAGCCUAAGGGUGUAUCCACCUAUGCAAUCUUUAUUUCUUGCUCUAAUGCAUCUUAAAUGGAAAUAAAGCAAUUUUGUAAAUCAUCUUGGUGAGAAAUAUCUUGUCAUGUGUCUACAGCUUUUGUACAGAUCUAAUGUCAACCCCAUAGACACAGAAUGAUAGAAUAUUUUUCAUAAAGACAAUUUGAAAAGUUGCUUCAGUUGCAUUGACGUUAGGUGUAUUACCACAAUGGGGGGAAAAAUAAAUUGCAAAAUUGUACAUAUCCUUUAGCAGAUAUACCCAUAUACAGUAGAUGUGAGAGACAACAGAUGAUAAAAUAGCCAAAGGUUCAGGUGAGUGCAUUAUAAAGUUCAUUCAAAUGGCGUUAUUCGAAAUGAUGAAAGAUAUUAACGUGAUAAAAGAACAGAGAUAGAAAUCUGUUGGAAACUAAAGAGACACAAUAAAACAUAUCACAAAUGGAAAAAAACAUAGUAUAGUAGAGGCAACUGUAGCUAGAAUUAAUUUAUUUUUCUUCUUAAUGCAUUUAGCCUGACAAUUGGGAAUUGGAACAUUCAGCAUGAUGCCUUCGAUUAGACCUAGAUACACUUGACUACAUAAACAAUUAAAACAUGACAAUAAAUGUGUACAAAUGAAAGGAUUUUUGCUGAUUUACUUCAGCAUUGUAUGAAACUAUAUAUUUCAUCCAUAAAAACAACAUUACACCGAUUGGAAAUGCUACUAUUAUAACUAUUCCAUUCUUUUAAUUGAUAAAAAUAAAGCAAGCAAACUGGGUAAGCAUGUACAGUAUAUUAAAAAAAUUUCAAUAGGGGGCACUGACUGUCUACUACAAUCUAAUAUAUUUCUAACUUCACUCCAAAGAGAUCUUCACUGUGCAAGAUUACCCACCUCUUGAGACUAAAUUAUAUUCAGCGUUAAAGAGAGUAACAUUACCCCCUGCAUUUUAGAGAGGGCUUAUAACUUUAGGUACCCAGCUCUUGCUAGUAAUCUCUAAUUUCUAUUUUCUUUAUUCAUGUUAAUUGAGGAAAAUGGAUACUUAGAAUCUUUAGCCAGUUAUUUAUUUUUAAUUUUUAUUUUUUUUAGAAAAUAUCAGAAUGCCACAGAUCUAGACAAAGAAAUAAAUUAUAUUG